AUGUAUAUUGCAAAGAUAAUGAAGCGUACCUUUGCUUAUGGUGAGGUGCCUGAUCCUCUAACAGUAUACAGGGGCAAGGACUGUGUAACUCGCUUUGUCAACCACUUGGAGGAUGAGGUAAAGCGACUUUACAGCACCUACCCUCAACAGGACAUGUUACCACUAUCGGAGGUACUAAAAAAAGAGCACGACUCCGCCACGAGUUGUCCCAUCUGCAUGAAACCUUUUGAUAACGACGAAUAUAGCCGUAAAGCUCGAGACCAUUGUCAUUACACGGGGCUGUAUAGAGGUGCAGCACAUUCGAUCUGCAACCUCAGAUACAAGAUACCAAACCACGUGCCUGUGAUCUUCCACAACCUAUCUGGGUACGAUGCCCACUUAUUUAUUCGAGAAUUGGGUGAAAAAUAUGAUACUCAGGACAUAAGUUGUAUUGCAGAGAAUACCGGAAAUUAUAUCUCUUUCAAUGUUAAAAUCAAGGUACCCACUGCAGGUAUUGGUGACGGCGAAACGUACAAGAAGAUAGAAAUCAGAUUUAUCGACAGUUGUCGCUUUAUGGCAUCAAGCUUGGAGAAAUUAGCUAAUAAUCUCGAUGAUGAACAAUGCAAAAAUCUCAGUUGGUAUUUCAAUGAGGCUGACAUCUUUAAACUCAUGCGUAAAAAAGGUAUUUACCCUUAUGAAUACAUGAAUAGCUGGCAACGAUUCGAGGAAACUGAACUACCUCCUUUGGAGGCUUUCUAUAGCAAGUUAAACAUGAAUGGGAUUAAUGAUGAAGAAUACGAGCACGCUCAAAAAGUAUGGAAUGCUAUUACUCUAAAUCGUCCAGAGACUACUAUGGGUGACUAUCACGAUGUAUAUUUGCUGACUGAUGUCCUCCUAUUGACUGACGUCUACAAAAACUUUAGAGGUCGCCCCGGCUUAGCAUGGAAGGCAGUACUCAAAUACACGGGUGUAAAGUUGGAGCUCUUAACUGAUCCGGAUAUGUUGCUCCUAUUCGAACGCGGAAUACGAGGUGGUAUAACGCAGAGUGUACACCGAUAUGCUAAGGCUAAUAACAAAUAUAUGGAGGAACAAUACAAUCCUGAUAAGGAAUCGUCGUAUCUGCAGUACAUAGACGCCAACAACCUAUAUGGCUGGGCAAUGAAACAGCCUCUACAAACACAUGGCUUUAUAGAUAAAAAGGAGAUCGAGAAGCUGAUAACCGAUAACAAACAUGGAUAUAUCUUGGAAGUUGACGUUGAUUACCCGAAGGAGCUGCACGAUAAGCAUAAUGAACUACCCUUCAUGCCGGAGCGCAAGGUGGUAUACAGGGUUGAAAAAUUGAUCCCUAAUCUCGAACAUAAGCGGAAAUAUGUGGUACAUAUCAGAGCUCUACACCAAGCCUUGAAACAUGGAUUGGUAUUAACUAAGGUGCACCGCGCUAUCCAGUUUAAACAGAAUGCCUGGCUCCGGGACUAUAUUGAUCACAACACGAAGCUGACAACUGCCGCCCAGAACGAGUUCGAGAAAGAUUUCUAUAAAUUGAUGAAUUUGAGCGUGUUCGGCAAGACCAUGGAAAACAUCCGGAAUCAUAGGAAUAUCAAGCUCGUUACGAAUGAAUCUGCCUAUACAAAGCUUACAAUGCAGCCAAAUUUCAAGAGCGGUAUUUGCUACAGUAAAAAUUUGAUGGGUAUUGAAAUGGGCAGAAUGGGUAUUAAGAUGAACAAACCCGUGUGUAUUGGUCAAGCUAUUUUAGAUCAGUCAAAAACCGUCAUGUAUGAGUUCCACUAUGAGUAUAUGCAGCCCAAGUAA
Messenger RNA from Hydractinia symbiolongicarpus, 1788 nucleotides. RefSeq lists its product as uncharacterized. Gene Ontology annotation, molecular function: nucleic acid binding. Bases 1 to 1788 code for a protein of 595 amino acids. The record is from RefSeq and is a predicted model, not a curated record. The transcript is spliced from 3 exons. Lineage: Eukaryota; Metazoa; Cnidaria; Hydrozoa; Anthoathecata; Hydractiniidae.